AUGACUGGCAGGUACUCUUUACGCCAGACUCCGAGGAAAAAGGAGCUCUUCGAGGGCAUGAUCGAGACGCCCAUUCGUCGCACAACCCGUCGCAAGAGCCCUCUCACAACCGAGUCUGACGCCGAGUCUACCUCUACCUCUACUGUCGAAACUUCCGCCGCCGCCGCCGCCGCUGCCGCUAUGGAGUCCAAGCCCAAGUCGGUGCGCAAGCGCGCCGCCCCUAAGUUUGUCGAGCACAUCGAGGAGCCCACUCCUCCCGCGACUCCUGUCGAGGAGGCCAAGCCCGUGCUCAAGUCUGAGGAUGAGAAGAAGCCCGCCAAGGCCGAGGAGAGGACCAUCGACGGCUGGAAGCCGGGCAUGGACCCCAAGAUCGACUACUCGGGCCGCUACGAGUUUGGUGGGCCCUUCGGUGUUACCCUCAUGAUGAUCGGCUUCCCGUUGCUCAUGUGGUACAUGUGGGUGGGCGCCAUCUACUAUGAUGGCCGCUUCCCGACCCGCGAGCCUGGCCAGAGCUGGGAGGAGUUUGCUAAGCACCUUUUCAACUGCGUCUACACCGGCGCGUUCCCUCACCGCCGUGCUUGGAUCAUCUAUUGGACUUUCCUCAUCGUUCAGGGCGCUUUCUACUGCCUGAUGCCCGGUGUCUAUGCCUACGGUAAGGCCCUACCGCAUCUGGGUGGCAAGCAGCUCAAGUACUACUGCUCGGCCUACUGCUCCUUCUAUGCUAGCAUCGCUCUCGCGGGUGUCCUGCACUUCACCGGCUAUUUCCCGCUAUACACCAUCCUCGAUGAGUUCGGCCCUCUGCUGAGCGUCUCCAUCAUCUCGGGCUUCCUGGUCUCCAUUGUCGCCUACAUCUCAGCCUUCGUCCGCGGCGCCCAGCACCGCAUGACGGGUAACCAUAUCUACGACUUCUUCAUGGGCGCCGAGCUCAACCCGCGCAUGUUCGGCAUCCUCGACUUCAAGAUGUUCUUCGAGGUCCGCAUCCCGUGGUACAUGCUCUUCUUCAUCUCCCUGGCCGCUGCCGCGCGCCAGUGGGAUCGCUACGGUUACGUCUCGGGCGAGGUCGGCUUCCUCGUGCUGGCGCACUACCUCUACGCGAAUGCGACCUCCAAGGGUGAGGAGCUGAUCGUCACCUCCUGGGACAUGUUCUACGAGAAGUGGGGCUUCAUGCUGAUCUUCUGGAACCUGAGCGGUGUCCCGCUCAGCUACUGCCACUGCACCAUCUACCUGGCGAACCACCACCCGUCCGAGUACCGCUGGAGCCCCUACUUCCUGGUCCCGCUCUACAUCAGCUACCUCUUUGUCUACUGGAUUUGGGACUCGGCCAACAGCCAGAAGAACCGCUUCCGUGCCAUCGAGCGCGGCACCCUCAUCCUGCGCAAUACCUUCCCUCAGGUCCCGUGGCAGACGGUGCAUAACCCGAAGGUUAUUGAAACCGGGCUCGGUGAGAAGAUCCUCUGCGAUGGCUGGUACGGAUUGGCGCGCAAGAUUCAUUACACUUGUGAUGUGUACUUUGCGACGACCUGGGGUCUGAUCACUGGCUUCAAGAGCCCCUUCCCGUGGUUCUAUCCUGUGUUCUUCUGCGUCAUGAUUGCCCAUCGCGCGUGGCGUGAUAUUACACGCUGCAGGGAGAAGUAUGGUGAGGCGUGGAAGGAGUAUGAGAGGCGAGUGCCGUAUCUGUUCAUUCCGUACGUCUUCUAA
Thermochaetoides thermophila DSM 1495 is the source of this 1698-nucleotide messenger RNA. RefSeq names its product delta24(24-1) sterol reductase-like protein. The transcript is spliced from 3 exons. Gene Ontology annotation, molecular function: Delta24(24-1) sterol reductase activity. Gene Ontology annotation, biological process: ergosterol biosynthetic process. The record is from RefSeq and is a predicted model, not a curated record. Lineage: Eukaryota; Fungi; Ascomycota; Sordariomycetes; Sordariales; Chaetomiaceae. Bases 1 to 1698 code for a protein of 565 amino acids. Gene Ontology annotation, cellular component: endoplasmic reticulum membrane.